This is a messenger RNA of Laccaria bicolor S238N-H82, 909 nucleotides long. RefSeq lists its product as uncharacterized. The record is from RefSeq and is a predicted model, not a curated record. Lineage: Eukaryota; Fungi; Basidiomycota; Agaricomycetes; Agaricales; Hydnangiaceae. The transcript has 13 exons. The coding region runs from base 1 to 909 and encodes 302 amino acids.
AUGGAAAAUGUUUGCCCCAAGCGUCCAGGCCCUACGGCCUCAAUUGAAAGGUCACUGGUGGCCAACGUGGAGCAUUAUGAAAAGUUAAAGCUCCUUAGACUCAGAGCACUCGAUAUGGCUUCAUCAUUCAAGCUCAAGCCUGUGUAUGGCUUUUACGACAUCCAAGAUAUAUUUAGAUCCAGUGGAGCGCCACCCAUAUUUGACCCAUAUACUUAUAUAGAAACACGUCUUCAACCUAAAGGCCUGCACGCGAUGGCUUCUGGCAUCCCCGACGUAAACAAAAUAAUCUCUAGCUUGGCCGCCACGAAGUACACUACUGUGGCAUCGGCAACCAUCUUGAUGUGGGAUUACGUCCUGACGCUAGAUCAAGAGAUUUCAAGAGUGUGGAGUGCGAAAAGGACUGUGGGCACAACGAUUUUUCUCUUCGUUGCUCGAUUUGAAAAGUCUCAUCCAGUCGUCAACUUCAACAGCUGCAGAAACUAUGAAAUCGUGUCGACAUUAAUGGACCUAGUAUCUAUUGCCAUUAUAGAAGGGAUUUUAUGUUUUGUAAAUUUGCAAUCCCAUUUCUUCAGUCAAGGGCUAACUUUUCACAAGUGUUCCAUGGUCAAUAUGGUCACCAUUUUCUUCAUCGUAUUUCGCUAUGAAACAUGCUUCUGGGUGCCUUUCUUCCUAUUGGAGACAAGUAAAUCCUUGAAGGACCUCGUUCAGCCUAUCAGUAUCAUCGUUAUGUCGUCAAAGUUCUCGUUCCUCGAUUCUGACGAUUCUAUCUCGCGAUGGCAAGUCUUCACCUACUUCGGCGAAUUAUGGCUGAUGGUCUUCUACGUAGGACUGAUUUAUUACAUUGUGAUCAUGUAUCCAUUCGCGUCUUAUCUGGCUGUUGGGCAACAAUAUGCUCCAGGUUGCUUUUGA